GAGUGCAGCAGCGCUGGCUCCUGCAGACAGAGCUGAGCCAGCCCGGGGAGCCCAGCGGCGCGCACUGCCUGCAGCCGCGCCGGCGAUGCGGGGCCACCCCGUGCCCGCUCGAGUCCCGGCCCCGGCGCCCGCGGGAAGGGGCUGAGCUGCUCGCCGUCCGGAUGGGGAGCCUCGGCGCGCUUGCCCUCUGCCUGCUCCGGCUCCUACUCCUGGGGCUGCAGCGGUCGCCGCUGCCCGGCGCCCGAGCGCAGAGCGCCGCAGGUGGCUGUUCCUUUGAUGAGCAUUACAGCAACUGUGGGUAUAGCGUGGCUCUGGGGACCAAUGGGUUUACCUGGGAGCAGAUUAACACAUGGGAGAAGCCAAUGCUGGACCCAACUGUGCCCACAGGCUCCUUCAUGAUGGUGAACAGCUCCGGAAGGGCUUCCGGCCAGAAAGCGCAUCUUCUUCUGCCGACCCUAAAGGAGAAUGACACCCACUGCAUUGACUUCCACUACUACUUCUCCAGCCGAGAUCGCUCCAGCCCGGGAGCCUUGAAUGUCUACGUGAAGGUGAACGGUGGUCCUCAAGGGAACCCUGUCUGGAACGUGUCUGGGGUUGUCACCGAGGGCUGGGUGAAGGCAGAGCUUGCCAUCAGCACCUUCUGGCCUCAUUUCUACCAGGUGAUAUUUGAAUCCGUCUCUUUGAAGGGUCAUCCUGGUUACAUCGCUGUGGACGAGGUCCGGGUCCUUGCUCAUCCAUGCAGAAAAGCACCUCAUUUCCUGCGACUCCAGAAUGUUGAGGUGAAUGUUGGGCAGAAUGCCACAUUUCAGUGCAUUGCUGGUGGGAAGUGGUCUCAGCAUGACAAGCUUUGGCUUCAGCAAUGGAAUGGCAGAGACACGGCCCUCAUGGUCACUCGUGUGGUCAACCACAGGCGCUUCUCGGCCACAGUCAGUGUAGCAGACACCUCUCAACGCAGCGUCUCCAAGUAUCGCUGUGUAAUCCGCUCAGAUGGUGGGUCCGGUGUGUCCAACUAUGCAGAGCUGAUCGUGAAAGAGCCUCCCACGCCCAUCGCUCCCCCAGAACUGCUGGCGGUGGGGGCCACCUACCUGUGGAUUAAGCCAAAUGCCAACUCCAUUAUUGGGGACGGCCCCAUCAUUCUGAAGGAAGUGGAAUACCGCACUACCACGGGCACCUGGGCUGAGACCCACAUCGUGGACUCUCCCAACUACAAGCUCUGGCAUCUGGACCCUGAUGUGGAAUAUGAGAUCCGGGUGCUGCUCACACGGCCAGGCGAGGGAGGCACAGGACCACCAGGACCUCCUCUUACCACCAGGACCAAGUGUGCAGAUCCUGUGCACGGCCCGCAGAACGUGGAGAUUGUGGACAUUCGGGCCAGGCAGCUGACCCUGCAGUGGGAGCCCUUUGGCUACGCAGUGACCCGCUGCCACAGCUACAACCUUACGGUGCAAUACCAGUACGUGUUCAACCAGCAGCAGUACGAGGCUGAGGAGGUGAUCCAGACCUCGUCCCACUACACCCUGCGGGGUCUGCGGCCCUUCAUGACCAUCAGACUGCGCCUACUGCUCUCCAACCCCGAGGGCCGGAUGGAGAGUGAGGAGCUGGUGGUACAGACUGAGGAGGAUGUUCCAGGAGCUGUUCCUCUUGAGUCCAUCCAGGGAGGGCCCUUUGAGGAGAAGAUCUACAUCCAGUGGAAACCUCCCAAUGAAACCAAUGGGGUCAUCACACUCUAUGAGAUUAACUACAAGGCUGUUGGCUCACUGGAUCCAAAUGCCGACCUGUCCAGCCAGAGGGGAAAAGUGUUCAAACUUCGGAAUGAAACCCACCACCUCUUUGUGGGUCUGUACCCAGGAACCACCUACUCCUUCACCAUCAAGGCCAGCACAGCCAAGGGCUUUGGACCCCCUGUCACCACUCGGAUUGCCACCAAGAUCUCAGCUCCGUCGAUGCCUGAAUACGAUGCAGACACACCACUUAAUGAAACAGAAACGACCAUCACAGUGAUGCUCAAACCUGCCCAGUCUCGGGGAGCCCCUGUCAGUGUUUACCAGCUGGUGGUCAAGGAGGAGCGACUUCAGAAAUCCCGGAGAGCAGCUGACAUCAUCGAGUGUUUCUCUGUACCUGUGAGCUACCGGAACGCCUCCAACCUCGAUUCUCUCCACUACUUUGCAGCCGAGUUGAAGCCCUCCAACCUGCCUGUCACCCAGCCAUUUACAGUAGGAGACAACAAGACAUACAAUGGCUACUGGAACCCUCCCCUCUCCCCAUUGAAGAGCUACAGCAUCUACUUCCAGGCACUCAGCAAAGCAAAUGGAGAGACAAAAAUCAACUGUGUGCGUCUGGCUACAAAAGGUGCUUCCACCCAGAAUUCUAACACUGUGGAGCCAGAGAAGCAGGUAGACAACACGGUGAAGAUGGCAGGUGUGAUCGCUGGCCUCCUCAUGUUCAUCAUCAUUCUCCUGGGUGUGAUGCUGACCAUCAAAAGGAGAAGAAAUGCUUAUUCCUACUCCUAUUACUUGUCCCAAAGGAAGCUGGCUAAGAAGCAGAAGGAGACACAGAGCGGAGCCCAGAGGGAGAUGGGCCCCGUGGCCUCAGCUGACAAGCCCACCACCAAGCUCAGCACCAACCGCAAUGAUGAAGGCUUCUCCUCCAGUUCUCAGGAUGUUAAUGGAUUCACAGACGGCAGCCGUGGGGAGCUGUCACAGCCUACCCUCACCAUUCAGACUCACCCCUACCGGACCUGCGACCCUGUGGAGAUGAGCUACCCCCGGGACCAGUUCCAGCCUGCCAUCCGAGUAGCCGACCUGCUCCAACACAUCACUCAGAUGAAGCGAGGCCAGGGCUAUGGCUUCAAGGAGGAAUACGAGGCUAGUUACAAGACUACCAGUUUUGGAAGACUGUUGGAACAAGAGUUACAGGCCUUACCAGAGGGACAGACAGCUUCGUGGGACACAGCCAAGGAAGAUGAAAACCGCAAUAAGAAUCGAUAUGGAAACAUCAUAUCCUAUGACCACUCCCGGGUGAGGCUGUUGGUGCUGGAUGGAGACCCCCACUCUGACUACAUCAAUGCCAACUACAUCGAUGGGUACCACCGUCCCCGGCACUACAUUGCAACCCAAGGUCCAAUGCAAGAGACUGUGAAGGACUUUUGGAGAAUGAUCUGGCAGGAAAACUCUGCUAGCAUCGUCAUGGUCACAAACCUCGUGGAAGUGGGCAGGCACCCAGCGGAACACACUGUGGGAAAUGCCACGCUAGGCCGUGCGUCGUCCCCCGGAAUGGUAAAGUGUGUGCGGUACUGGCCAGAUGACACAGAGGUCUAUGGAGACAUUAAAGUCACCCUAAUUGAAACAGAGCCCCUGGCAGAAUAUGUCAUCCGCACCUUCACAGUCCAGAAGAAAGGCUACCACGAGAUCCGGGAGCUCCGCCUCUUCCACUUCACCAGCUGGCCUGACCAUGGUGUUCCCUGCUAUGCCACCGGCCUUCUGGGCUUCGUCCGCCAGGUCAAGUUCCUCAACCCCCCAGAAGCCGGGCCCAUAGUGGUCCACUGCAGUGCUGGAGCCGGGAGGACUGGCUGCUUCAUUGCCAUUGACACCAUGCUCGACAUGGCUGAGAAUGAAGGGGUGGUGGACAUCUUCAACUGCGUGCGUGAGCUGCGGGCACAGAGGGUCAACCUGGUGCAAACAGAGGAGCAGUACGUGUUUGUGCAUGACGCCAUUCUGGAAGCAUGCCUCUGCGGCAACACCGCCAUCCCUGUGUGUGAGUUCCGCUCUCUCUACUACAACAUCAGCAGGCUGGACCCCCAGACUAACUCCAGCCAGAUCAAAGAUGAGUUUCAGACACUCAACAUUGUGACACCCCGAGUGCGGCCUGAGGACUGCAGCAUCGGACUCCUACCCCGGAACCAUGAUAAGAAUCGGAGCAUGGAUGUCCUGCCUCUGGACCGCUGCCUGCCCUUCCUCAUCUCAGUGGAUGGAGAGUCCAGCAAUUACAUCAAUGCAGCACUGAUGGAUAGUCACAAGCAACCUGCCGCCUUUGUGGUCACCCAGCACCCUCUCCCCAACACUGUGGCAGACUUCUGGAGAUUGGUGUUCGAUUAUAAUUGUUCCUCUGUGGUGAUGCUGAAUGAGAUGGACACUGCUCAGCUCUGUAUGCAAUACUGGCCUGAGAAGACCUCCGGGUGUUACGGUCCCAUUCAGGUGGAGUUUGUCUCCGCAGACAUUGAUGAGGACAUCAUCCACAGGAUCUUCCGUAUCUGUAACAUGGCUCGGCCACAGGAUGGUUACCGUAUCGUCCAGCACCUCCAGUAUAUUGGCUGGCCUGCAUACCGGGACACACCCCCUUCCAAGCGCUCUCUACUCAAAGUGGUCCGACGGCUGGAGAAGUGGCAGGAGCAGUACGAUGGGAGAGAGGGACGCACUGUGGUCCACUGCCUAAAUGGAGGCGGCCGCAGCGGAACAUUCUGUGCCAUCUGCAGUGUGUGCGAGAUGAUCCAACAGCAGAACAUCAUCGACGUGUUCCACAUCGUGAAAACACUGCGCAACAACAAGGCCAACAUGGUGGAGACACUGGAACAGUAUAAAUUUGUAUAUGAGGUGGCGCUGGAAUAUUUAAGCUCCUUUUAGCCCAGUUGGAUGGGAAACCUGCCAGAGUCCAGAGGCUGUUUGUUGCAGCUGACCCUCUUUUUCUGUGACUGACAAUGACUGGUCUCAGGAGUUCGGAGGUGGCACACCUGCCCAACUCCGAGAAGAAGACUGGUGGUCUCGUGCUCUGCUGUGGGCUCUGCAGCUUCUGGCGGGUCUUCUGUAGCUGUGAGAGAUGCUGCUGUGAUGGGGCCCAAGCUUCCCUUCUACACCUGAUGACAUGGGGCCCACAGAAGUUUACACUCAAGCAAGGCCCUGGACUUCCAAUCCCCAGACCUCUUGCUUUUGUUCUUUCUGAGUUUGUCAAUCUCAUGACGAGCUGACUGUGCUGGUGCUGGGGUAUGGGGAGCUGGCCAGCCCUUCCCUUGCUGUCCUUAGGAGGACUGGGGGUGGAUGUUCUUCUCCAUUCUAUCUUGCAAAAGACAGUAGUUUGGGGGAUCACUGGGUUAUUGGGUUCUACAAUCUCCUACAAGGGUCUCUGGCAUGAGGCACUUGCCAGUCUGUAUCAGUGUGACUUCUGGAUAACCCCUAGACCAUAUCAAGGGUCCUCUUUCAUCUCACACCUAACCUGUGCUGGGUUUGACUCAUGACUACCAUCUCCAGCCAAGACCUGACCUUCUGUAUUCUCCUGGCCAACCAGCUAUUUCCACAUCAUACUUGGGCAAGGGUUUCCUUUGCUUUUCCAUAGUCUGUCGGGGAGGAGGAUUCAUAGGAAAUGUUGCAGUACCUUUUUAUCUUUGUAGAAAGGGCCACUCUACUGGGCAGGUUCUGACUGGCCUGUAUGGUAUAACCCUGUGCUCCCUAGGUGGUACUUUCUGUAUGAAAGACAAACAAGAAAUGCUUUGAUUGUUCUCCCAAGUACAUGUGAAAAGAAACCGUAUGAAAAUAUAAAUCCUGUGUUCCCUUAUGUCAGAAAAAAAAGGAAGAAAAGAAAAAGGAAGGAUGGCAGUUUGAGUGUGGCUAUAAGACACAUUUCUUGGGCUUAUCCUGAUUCCUGGCCAUUCCCUUGAAAAGUUCCACUGAUGACACAGCCAUUGAAUGAGUGAGGUGGCAUUCCUGGGAUUGGUCCCUGGUUUGGGGGGGAAAUACGGAAACAGCUUUAUAAUUUGUCUCUCCAAACCUGAACACUUUCCUAAAGAAAUCCAGCUGCUGUUUUGAAAAUGGCUACUGUGGCCCCCAGGCUGGUUUCUAAUACAUUAAGCAGGUUUAGCUCCUGGGAUUCUUAGUCUUGCCCAAAGCAUGAGUAAAUUCAGAAAAGGGAAACAUUUGUGAAGCUUUCCUGCAAGCCAAGUGCCAUACUUAUCCCCUCCCAUAUGACGUCUCAUCGCACACCUGAAAAGGGUUUGCAUCACCUCCAUUUUGUAAUUGAAGAAACCCGAGCACCUUCUUCAGUGAUGGAAUUCGGGAUUCAAAAAGACAGGUGAUGGCAAUGAAACCUCCCGGCCAUUUUUUUCAUGCUUUCUCAGCCACGCAGUUAUUUAAUGGAAGAAAAAUAAGGCUACAAACUUCUGAGCAGAGAGAGAAGUCCAUGAGCAGAAAAUUUAAUUCUUUCUUUCUGCUACUAGUUCUUCUCGGUAGCCCAAACUUUCAGAAAUAUUUUUAUUAACUCAUUCCAGUUCCCAGAGAAAGCUAAUCUUAUCUAAUUUCUUCAUUGCUAAAAACAAUUCUCAUGUUCCCUCAGGAUACAAGGGAGCCAGCCUGGGAAUCUCUCUAGCCUGGGCUGAGCCACAAUAUUUGACAGCCUUAAUAGCCAGGGGUCUAGAAAGGUCUAUCUUGCAGACUGAUUUAUCCACAAAGUAUGAGGGACACAGAAUCCAAUAAGGUACGCAUCUUGCCCUUCAGGCUCACUAUAUACUAGGAAAGUUGAGCCACAUUGUAAUAGUGGAACAUACAAGCGUUCAAUGAGCCUAGACAUGAGAGUAACUCACUCUGCCUAGCAACACCCAUCCCAGCUGGGUCUCAACAGAUAGAACAGAAAAAAAGAAAAUUCAAGCCAAAGGGGUUAAUGUGCACAAUGGUAAAGAGAAGUAAGAAAGUAUCAGGAGGGACAGAUGGUGGGAGGUCAGCCCAGCUAGAAUAAAGCAGGACCGGGAUAAUAGCAGGAAGGUAGCCAGAGCCAGGGAGGAAAUGUAAAGAGCAUGGUCAUUGCCCUGCAGGCAACAAGAAGCUGGCAGAGCUCAACAGUGAUACACUCAGCUUGGUUUUGGAGAAGGUCCUCUGGACCAGUAGUACAGCAUCUUUUAUCUGGACCAGUAGUACAGCAUCUUGGUUUGGGAAAAAGUCCUCUGGACCAGUAGUACAGCAUCUUUUAUCUGGACCAGUAGUACAGCAUCUUGGUUUGGGAGAAGGUCCUCUGGACCAGUAGUACAGCAUCUUUUCCUUUCAUCAGACACUGUGAAAACAUCCUCCUCUGCGCGUGCUUUCAAUGUUACCUGUGCGUAAGUGUGUGUGUGUGUGUGUGUGUGUGUGUGUGUGUGUGUGUGUGUGUGUUCAUUCAUUAUUUUGUUGCUGGAACAAAUAUGGAGUGGAUCAUGAAACUCAGCUCUUGUGUAAAACACCAGGUCUCUGCCUUACCGUGUAACAGGGUCAACAACCCUGACUUCUAAAUCUACAAGGACAAGAUAUGAAAGGAAACCAGGAAGUCAACUUCCAUUGGCCUGAGCCCAGGAGCUCUCUAGAAGUCCAAGAACACCAGACUUGAUCAAGGAAGGCUGUCACUUUAGAGGUUCAAAAGAAAACAUCUCAAAGCAAAGGCAAGCAAAGGGGUCCCAUGAUUCAUUCUUCUCCUUUGAUGGGCCUCUUCCCAGGUAGAUUUGAGUCUAUCCGCAGGCCCCAGCCCCUACUGGUCCUUCUGGUUUCCUGUAGCUCUUGUCUCCUAUUCCAAACGGACUUCCCUAUAGCCUGCAGGAGUCCGUAGCAUAACCAAUUAGCAUGUUGCAUGCUAUUUUCUCAGAUCCUGGACAGUUCCAGCAGGAAGCAGGCAGAAGAAAGAUUACUUCAUAGAAAUCCUAGAAUUCAUUCUGCUGAGAAAGGGGUGAAAGAGCUGAAGGGUAAAGAUGACAGUGGUCUCUAUCAUUUCAAAUGAUGGGAAUUUGAAGAGUAACUUCAGGGAGAAAGAAAUGUGUGAAAAUUCAGGCCAUGCUGAGGGAACUCUCCAAGGGUUAUCCCAUCCCCUUAUUUUCUCAUAACCCAAUCACCCUCAGAGAAAGUGGUCUUAGGCCAGUGUGCACAAAAAGAAAAUGAGGCACAUGGACAGAAAUGACAUUCUUCACAUUCAUGUGGGAAACAUGCAGAAGGGCUUAGACAAAAUGAAGAUGGUACUAAGGAAUUUAUAAGGUUUUCUCCCAGGAAACCUCCCAGGGAAAUCCACCUUCCAAGAAUCUCGUCUCACUUCUAUUAUAGAAUGAGCUCACCUUUACAUGAGCAAAGAAAGGGCGCCAAAGAGAAUCCUCGCUUAGCAAGAUCUUCCUAUUGGUCUCUAUUGGAAUCUAAAUGGAGAAGGCGUAAGAUAUAAAUGAGAUACCAUCAACUGUCCUCACUUGGGUGUGUUUAUGGCCUACAUGGCUUCAGGUUGGACCGCAGCUGCAUCUCAACAUCAUAUUAUCGUGCUGAUAGGAUUAUCAUGGAGGAGGUACAGGCCUGUCAGCCACUAGACAGCCAUAGCACAGCCCUUUUUAUAGGAAUGGAAGAGGCCACUUGCCUCAGGUGUUUACCCUCACUGUGGGGCUGAGCAAUCAAUGUCACCUACUCUGUGGAACCAGCAGACUCUACUGUAGAUUCUAAACCAUGAGUUCACUCUUCCAACACUUCUGAAGUGUCUGUGACUAUGGCCAUCACUACUUUACUGGCGAGGAAACAAAUCUAGAGGGAGAACUCAGUUGCCCAUAUAAGCAAAUUUUACCUGGUUUUCUGAGCACAGAGACAAUAUUCUUCCACAAUGGUAUCUGGGAUUUUUCCACGAUUACUCUUAACAACAGAAACAAAAGUGAAACUAAUGAUGAUAAAGCCCAGUGAAGACAAUGGUCAGCUUCAAAUUCCUUUAGAGCCUCAUGUUUUACAUUCAUAACAUAUUUGAAUAACAUUUGCUAAUUUAUUCUCCAUAGUUUAAAUAUGACUGCAUAUAUAUACAGAUAUAUAUUAUGUAUGUAUGUAUAUAUAUGUAUAUAUAUAUAUAUAUGUUUUUAAAUCUGCCCUUUAUCUCAUACAUCUCCCUGAUGGACCUUGGGGAAUGAUAUCUCUGUCCAAGGCAUAGGAACUAGUCUUGUUCCUUCCUCCCGAGGUCAAUUCUAUACUCAAGUUCACAUCAACUUAUACUCCCCUAAACACACUCAUUGCUGUGUGCAUAUUCUGACUGCACUGCUCCUGAGAUUCAACUUAGGUCUCUUCUUCUUACAGAGGGUUCUGCAAAAUACCUACAGAAAGACUAGAAUAAUGAGGACUUACCUACUAGGCAUGGUGAAGGUUGAGCCCACAAAACCCAACAGACAAAGGAGAAACAAGAUAUAACCUUACUCAGAAGAUCCUUGACUAUUGGGAAGUGCCUAUUUUCUUAGUAGAGUCCUAUGGCUUCUAAUGUGGGCAAAUCUUAGGACACAUGUCAUACAAACAUAUGGAAUCUUAAACACCUGUCACUUAGCUCUAUACAACCCUUGGGUUCCUAUAGCAUCCAGCACUCCAGACAGGUACCACUAGGAAGUACAAAUCACUACGGCAUGGUACACCAUGGUAAGGAGGAUAAGAGCUUGCUCUUUGGUUUGAACUCCAACUUCACCAUUUUUGAACAUUAAAUUACCAGGCUGAACAAUACUUGGAAAAAUGAAAGCAUGCAAAAAUCCCUGGCCAGGUUAGAAGUAGUUCAUCUGAAAGGCUAGGGCAGGAAAACAGGAAGGCAAAUUGAAACUCAGUGUCUUCUCAGAAGCAAGGAUGUUUAUGGGAUGUGGAGCUGAGUGAUAAAUGAUGUGGGGGAUAGAAUAAAGAAAGUCAUCCUUUGUUAGUCUGUAACUGACCACCCCUGCUAACCAUCAGCACCGAACUAAAACAAGUCCCAGAAGAUAUGUCUAGAUCCAAGGCUAAGCAUGAACAAUAUGCCGAUCCAAUGCCAUAAAGUCAGUAGAUUAUGCUGAGCUGAGUUCCCUAAGAAUGAGUCACCAACCCAGGCUAAGAGACAAAAGAUAAAAUGGAGAGGUGACAGUGUCAUUUGAAAGCCCUGACUUGCCUUUCCCAUUGACCAAUCAAUGUGAAGCCCUCCUUAGCCUCUUGCCAGCUCUAACAUACAGCCACAUAUAGCAGAAAAAUGGGAAAAGUAAAUUCAACCAUAGAUCAACUGAGAUUCAGCCCCGUUUGUGUGGGUUCCCUAUGUGAGAUGGUCCCUAGAUACAUAUCAAAAUAUCAAAAACUACAAAACUCAGAGCCUUCCCUUUACCUAACAUGGUGUCACCUUUAAAAUCCUAUCCUUUCUGAAUCAGAGAGAGAGAGGGACAGAGAGAAGACAAAGAGACAGAGACAGAGUUAUUUGGUGGACAGUGGGGGAAAAGGAAUAGAUCUAACUCAAGUUUUCUCUGACACAUAUUUCCGGGUCGUGGAGCUGAUCCUCAGAACACACAACAAAUAUCUCUGUUGUUUUUCUGUAUGAGAAUAGGCUCUUUGAGUUUCUUGGUAAUCAUGGGUAGACUCUUGUAUGACAGUGGCUAUAAACUGUAUUAUGGAGACCAAGACCACCUUUUGCAUACCUCCUGGCAAUGUCCACAAGGGGUGGAAAAGCUAUCAAAAGACCACAUUCACCCCUGAAUUCCAUCCAUGAAUAUUAGGUGUCCCACAGGUGCAGUCAGCAUCCACAUUGAUAGCCUCCCAAACCUGAUACCCCUUUACCUAGCAUGGAUCCACCUAAGAGCUUAGUGGUGGUCCGCCGCAGCUGGUACAAGAGAUGGUCAAGGCCUGGGAUGGAAGACAAUCUGCUAGAAAAGACUUUGAAAGGUGGUUAACAAUGAGACUUCCUUCUGGUUCUGAGAACCACUCUAGAUGAUAAAAUGAAGACUCUGUUGGAAAGUUCAGAGAAUAAAGCCUAGGGGCCCUAGAAUAUUAACAAAGUAAUGGUAUGAGAUCUGGGCCAUGGAGGGUGCCUAAUGUGGGUCAUGGUUCUUCAGUGAGAAUAAUUUCUAAGGUCUUUGCGUGCCUACUCAUGUUAGUCUAGAAAAAUGUCACCCUUUUGAAGGGACAGGCAGGAUAACAGUACCAUAAUCUUCAUAAGACUGCAGAUGCUUGGAUAGAGUCAAGCAGAGUUUGCUACCCUGGUGACUCCUAUGAGGGGUGCUAAGAUGCGUAAAGAAACAGGGCCCGUAAGAAAGAACUUGACGACUGCCGGAGAGGCUAAGCUAACCAUUUCACGCUUCCCAGCGGAAGCUGGACUUCUCCAUCUGCUGGUGUGAAGUGCAGAAGCAGCAUUGCUGUGAUAGACUUCAAAGUCAGUUUCACCUUUGCUGGGCAAAUCCUCGCAGAGUGAGAGUCGUGUUUGAACCCGUCCCUGCAAACUGUAAGCUAAGCAGGUCGUGCUUGGUUUGUGAGGUGGAAGCUUUCCAAUCAAAAGACAGCCCUAGCUGUGUAUGGUUACCGCCAAUCACAGGGAGCAGCUCCUUGGCCAUACACCAGAUGCUUACCGAGAAGGACAGCCAUCAGUCAGACUCACUGGCCAUAAAGGCUCUCAGUGACAGCCAGAACCAAUAAAGGUCCAGGCAGGAGUCGUAACAAGACUUUGCUUCCUGCUAACUCCAAAGAUUGAUUCAGCCUUCAGUCCCUACUCAAGGCCUGUAGGAAAAGAUUUCAAAAGCACAGUGAUUCUGUUGACACCUGAUUAUAAUCAUUCCCAAUGUAUACAUUUUAUCACCAACUGGAUCUCGGGAUAGCCCAGGUUAACUCAUAUUUGCAAUCAGGCUCAAAAUCACAUUCUACCUUCUCUCUCCACUCUAUAUCCUACUUAGCCAAUCAAAGGUCCAGUCAUAGCUUUUAUGGUUGCCUUGGCUGGUGGCUACUAGUACAGCUCUCCAGGGGCUAUCAUGAGGUCCCCAGUCUAUACUAGAGAGGCUGACAUUUUCAUACCCAUGUGGCACAUGAUACCACAUGAGACCAAAGUCUCCACACUGUUUGAAGCCUCCACAAAUCCCAGUGGCCUGCACUUGUACAGUUUGGGUGUUUGAUAGAUAAAGCACGUAUGAGAAGAGAAAACAAAAUAAAUGAACUUCAAAAAAUAAAGCCAGCACUGUGCUGUCGAUUUUCUUGUUUUGUUUUCUUGUUUUUUCCUUUUUCUUUCCAGUUCUAGCUUCAAAAAACAGAAGGUAAAUAAUGUCAGGUCAAUGAAUAUCAGAUAUAUUUUUUGACUGUACAUUAAAGUGACGUGUAAUCUUUUUACACCUGCAAGUCCAUCUUAUUUAUUCUUGUAAAUGUUCCCUGACAAUGUUUGUAAUAUGGCUGUGUUAAAAAAAUCUAUACAAUAAAGCUGUGACCCUGAAAUUCA
Messenger RNA from Chionomys nivalis (European snow vole), 12144 nucleotides. RefSeq names its product protein tyrosine phosphatase receptor type T (gene Ptprt). The coding region runs from base 162 to 4619 and encodes 1485 amino acids. Gene Ontology annotation, molecular function: protein binding; protein tyrosine phosphatase activity. The record is from RefSeq and is a predicted model, not a curated record. Gene Ontology annotation, biological process: protein dephosphorylation. The transcript has 33 exons. Gene Ontology annotation, cellular component: membrane. Lineage: Eukaryota; Metazoa; Chordata; Mammalia; Rodentia; Cricetidae.